Molecule: messenger RNA, 818 nt
Organism: Stegodyphus dumicola
Lineage: Eukaryota; Metazoa; Arthropoda; Arachnida; Araneae; Eresidae
Cellular component (GO): membrane
Source: RefSeq, a predicted model, not a curated record
CAACAGAUUUAUUUAAAAUACCUUUUUUACUGAAGGUCGUGCUUUUGGUUCUCUUCUUGGGGGAUUUCUGGUGCAAAACUUCGGAUUUCGACAUACCUUCCAAUACUUUGCUUACGGAAGUGCUGCAUGUGGAACUUUCUAUGCCUUGAUGUAUGUACUAUGGCUUCGAAAGUGGAGAAAGACUCACAGAAAAGUAUCUGAUGAUGAUCGAAGAAAAAGCUCUCUUCCGGACGAAAUGGAAAUUGAAACUUUGAAAACCCAAGCCUUUUCAAGUAUAUCUAUGCACUGUAGUUUUGACAGCCCAACAAUUGUUUCCUAUCUGCUAGAUUCCAAAGAGAUGGAGAUUCGACGCCGAGCUAUGAGCCACAUCCCUAUUUCCCCGAUGAGCAGUUUUGGUAAAUCUGAUAUUAUUCCACGACAAGCAAUGAGCUUCUCUGAGGGAAAUCCACCACGUUCUCUGCCAAGUCUUUUAGAAGUACCGCAGUUUAACCAAAACAAUUCCCAGCUACAUGUUUCAUAUAAACAUGAUGAGGAUGGAUAUGUGGAAAUUACAAAAUUCUGAUAUUCUACCUGUCGUGUUGGUAUAUUUAUUACGGAAAAAUAUAUUCUUACAGUUAAAAAUUUUUGUAUUGAUCUGAACGUUUUACCUCUACAUACAUAUGUGAUGACAUGACAUAUGUGACAGAGACCAUAGAAACAUAUUUACACACUACAAAUUUUGAAAUAAUUUUGAGGUUUCGAAUCGAAUUUGAGUUUUUUCAAUGCAAAUGUAAUUUCUUUUAUUUUAUGUUCUCAAAAUUAAAUUAUGAAUUACUGUA